GAUCCUUUAAUUACAUGGACGGUUGCGUCGCUGCCGAAACACAUAAUCCUCACCAAGCACACAUUUUUCACUGCACGUUCUAAUUAUAAACCGCCUCCGAGACAGUAAAUAUUCCCGAGUACAGCUUGUUAAUACUCGACGCCAAUAAAACAUUGGCACUGUUUGUUGGCUGGUCAAAAUAUCACACCGACAGUAAGUAGCGGGUAAGUACACACCGAUGCAGUAAGUGAUAAAUGCUAAUCCGCCGGCGGUGUUCAAUCGUCGGUUUUAAAAACACAAAACUGAAUCGAAUUCGGUAAUUCAAGAUCGUGCCCAGUACGCAGCACUGCGGAGAAGAAACAUUUACGACUUCAGUCUUCAAUAACAUCUCCACGUAAAAAUUUAUUUUUUUCUCUUUUAUUAGCUGUUCGGCAAAAGAAGAAGGGUUCACUUAAAUAAUAACUACACGUACUGAAUUCUCCAAGUGAAUUCUGGUGAAAGCAUCAUAUUGUCUGUUUUACCUCUCGAAUUGCGGAUGGAUUUGCUCUCUCAUUUUAAGAAAUUAACUCUACUAUCAAAAAUAUUAAAUUAUGAUUUUGAAUAAGAGUGACUGUUGAUUGGCCUUAAAAUCAGUCAGAGUAAUUUUAUCCCUAAAAGUAACGUUUUGUAGCUAUGGAAACGCUAACGAAUUAGACAGAUCACCCUAAGGUUAUCCCAAGUUGCACUUGGCAAAUUUUUAUCCUUAAAAGAUUAACAUGCCGGAUUGUCUGCUAUACAAGAAUCCGAAGACAGCAGAACUGAAUUUAACCGGUUGGUAAUGAUACAAUAUCCUUCCACCGCUGUAAUCGUCAAUAUUCGAUAUACGUAGUAACAACGUUCAAAACGUUUUGUGCAUUUCCGUCUCUUAUUUGCAUAAAAAUCCGACAAGUAUCUGCAAAAAGAUUAAGCAGAUUUUAUCCAUCUGUUAAAAGGUCUGCCUUUGGGCGACAUGAAAUGAAUGCUUUCAGAAUAAGGCUGUCAUGAAUUGUGGCUAAAUAUCUGUGCGGUUUUUCACCCUUACUUAUUCGAAUUAAAAGUGGUCCUUCGAGGAAUUUCACAACACCAGUGAUUGUUAAAUAGUAAAAGCAACUGAAUACGAGCAUAAGAUUGCAUGCUCCGUCUGGUCUGAGAGACUGGAUGAUUAUGCAAUCAGGAUUCGAAUCAGUAUUUGUGGGUGUGUCUGGGGAAAAUACCAGAGGAGCAAGGUUGGUACUGAAGUAUGGAACAACAAAUAAAAACUGCCAAGACGAUGAGAAAAUACUUUCAAAGGCAAUCCUCAUUUCACAGUUAUACAAUCCUCAUUAUUACCUGAAUUGCUGGUUUUCUUUGGUGAAUCAUAAUUCCGGUAGAGUAUACGUCAAACAAGUAUAGAGUCAGUAUAGACUGGCUACUUAAAAAUGCGUGGCAAUAUUUAGUGUUCUCCAUCAAUCAGUAUGCUCGAAGAACUGUAGUUUAGUACUAACCGACCUUUCUUUUGGUUAUAAACGAAAACCUGAGUGUGUAAUGAACAUGGAAAGGUUCUCUAUUCUCCCAACGAUCUAGACAGGUUUAUGACGCUGGUAACCCAUGCCUGCAAAUCCUACAAAGACGUUUCUAUGGCUCAUCAAAUCCCUUGCAGAGGAUCACAGCUCUUAUUAAAUCAGUCAUGUCAAAGUUCGAAACAAUAUAAUUUGAAAAAUACAAAUACAAAUACAAAGGAUGGAAGUUAAUAGAGUUGUAACUCGGAGUUUCACACACUAAGCGACAAUCAGACUAAAAAUUCUGAAAACAGAUUUUGGUGAAAUAUUUUCAAGUAUAUAAAAAAACAGACUUCAAGUGUGUUUAGGAUAGUCAAAGACAGUAGUAUAAACUAAGGCCCCACCCACCUAUCCAUUUUUGUUUGAAAACAAAGAUUUUUUUCCUCCGUUUUCAUAAAACUCUGCGUCUACACUGUGCGUCAGUUUUUAAAUUGUUUCUGCCCGUCCAUACGAAACAAUGGUGACUCAAUCUCGUACCUCGAGUCUUCGUCCCUUACUGCGCCUGCUGGCUUGACGAUACCGCUGGUCAAGGGGAACGAACACGCUGGGUACGAGGGUGAUGGUGACUGAAAAUGGUACCAUAUGGGAGAAUGCGCAUUUACUAGUAUCUAACACCGCGACUUAAUCGAGAGUACAGCAAAACGGAGUUUUCAGGAAAGAUGCGUUUUCGGUAAUUGUUUUCACCGGAUACCGUAAUGUGGAGGCGGCCUUAUGCGGUUCGUGUUUUUGGCGAAGAAAUACCUGAGUCUUUGACUCCUGUUCAGUGUAAAUGCGCCCUUAAGGAUGUGGUUAAAUUAGGAAACACGUGCUGCGGAAGGAAGAACGUUUUAAACUUGAUUAAAUAGAGUUUUCUCGCUGGGGGAAAGCAAUAUCUGCGUCCGCAACAUCUGUUUCUCAUGCGGCUAAGGAUUUGCGACCGGAUUCGAAUACCUGUGUUGGCCAUGUCGGAUCAGUUGGCUUGAAUUUAGUGUUUCAAGUCUUAUUACUUUCUACCACGUAAGACUCCGGCUGCAGGGAUCAUAAGCAUCUCUCUUAUGUUUCAUUUACAUUUCACGUAUAAGACUAUUUCACAACUCAUUUUUAAAAAACUUCGUUGCCGUGAUCUGCCAUCAGAUCGUUACGUUAAUAAUCGAAGAGUACAAAGAUCGUUAAGGUGAAUUGCUUUAAAGCAAAAACGUGAAUGAACAGAACUAAUAUCGACGUUAAUUAACGAGUUUUGAUUUUCAUUCAAAAGGUAAAAGAAAAUUGCGUCUCUUUAAUUGUGUUCAUCACCUGCUUACAAUUAUCACCGCCAUAAGAAAAAUUGUAUAAUUUUCUUCUCCCUAUGCAAAGCUUCAUAAAGCAACAAUGAAAAGCCUCGCGAAAGUCGUAAUUAAACAUAAAAUGAUAUAGAAUCUGAAGGAAAAAGAAUCAGUCGUGCAUUAAGUGAAAGAACAAACUGAAUGCGCUUUUCCCAAGACAGGAAAGUGUCACUUGUGUGGCAAGUGAGUGAGAAAGGCACGGGAAAAAUCAAGCAGCUCAGCCAGUCAGUCUCGCUCGAUUCUCCACUUUACAAGAUUGUUAAUCCCGCCAUAGGUGCUCUUGUAAUUAAUUUUUUUAUUACCUUGGUCAGGAGGAGAGUAAGUGCAAAAUGAAAAAGUCAACACGAAACUAAACCGACAUGACAUCCGUUUUUGCAGUCUACGUGCUAAGUAUUGUCUGUUGAAAAAUCUUGGUCAUGUUUCUCAUAACUGGGCACACUGAAAAACGGCCCUAUCAUAGUUAAAUCGCAAAAAGAUCGAAAUGGGAUUCUGAUGUAUCUUUUGAGCCUCUGUAAUCUCGAUAAUAUGGAACAACAGCAAAAUUUUGGGGAACGACGGUUUUUUCUUACUACCUCCAAUUACCAUACUGACUUGACAUUUGCAUUGUAAAAAUCAGAUUCCGUGCUCACAUCUCGUAUUUGUUCGACGACAAAACAGUGAAAAUUUUAACCACCCCCUUCCGCUUUUUGAUGAACUUGUCUCGUGAGAGCUUUAUUAGGUGCAAAAGCCCAAAAAGAACAACUUUUUUUGUCUUGAAUAUAUGUCUGAGCGUGUAGAAACUAGGCUGGUUAAGUGUUACAAAAGUAAACAACUACAACUAAGGAUUUUCAUUUGCAUCUCAAACAGUGCCAUCUCAGCUCAAUCAAAAGAAACUCUGGUAAACAAAUCUUUUCAAUGAGAGCCAGGGGCCUUUGUUUGCCGUCGCCACAGCAACGGCUCUUAAGGAACGACCAGGUGGUGACGUCUUGAUAAUAAUUAUAUCCACCGGACGGUCGUAUUUGAUAAAAAAGGUAAAUGUUAUUGCCGUUACAGUAGUCUGUAUGUUGUAUUGUUUAAUUCAGGUGCGAUAACAACGCGUCGAACUUGAUGUCCUGAAGGCUAAAACCAGCAAAACACAGCGUGAGACGACCGAGUGACCAGAUUGCCUGUGUUGGCUGUAUAUUAACUCACUUGCUGCACAACACAGACCGGACACUAGCUAGCAAUGCGGAGGCAUUAUGUUGUUUUAUAAUUAUGAUAACUUCAAGAUCAGAAGCCGGGAUACUCGACACAGGGCCGCCAAUGGCAAAUUUAUCGAAGGUUAUGCUUCGUUUCGUGCCAGUUAUCGAUCCAGUAAAUCAGGCUGACUGUGUACUUUUUGUUCGGGGUUUGAAUUUAACAGAGUAAAAGCUACAGUUGUAGCUUGUGCCGUUGUCAUUAACGAUGGUUUACUACUUCACCAAUUACUCUAGAGGAUACGUCGUUGAAUUUGAGCCACCGUGCUUCAAAAGCUGGCUUCUAUUGCCAGCAGAAAACUUAUGGAACGAAGGCCUUCGUGGAUUUUUGUAUACAGUGGCCAUGCUGUACUUAUUCUUAGGGAUCGCGAUAAUAGCAGAUAUAUUUAUGAGCUGCAUAGAAGUAAUAACAAGUAAAAAACGAAAAGUGACACGCUACGAUCCAGAGAAGCAGGAGCGAGUUGAGAUUGAAGUUUUUGUGUGGAAUGAAACUGUGGCCAAUCUAACCCUUAUGGCGUUAGGUUCUUCAGCCCCUGAAAUUCUGCUGGCUGUGGUAGAGACGGCGCAAAAUCUUGGUAAUGAACCCGACGCAACACAAGAGGAUAAGGACGGUCUUGGUACAUUUACGAUAAUUGGUUCUGCUUCAUUUAAUCUCCUUCUUAUCACAGCGAUUUGCGUGGUAAGUGUCCCGAGUGGGACAGUUAAAAAGAUCCGCGAAUUUGGUGUAUUUAUUGUGACCUCUGCUUGGUCGCUCUUCGCCUAUGUCUGGCUACUAGUUGUUCUAAAGUGGAGUUCUCCGGACGAGAUCGAACUAUGGGAAGCAUUUGUUACUUUGAGCUUUUUUCCUCUUCUUGUCGUCACGUCAUGGUGUCAGGAUAACGGUUGGUGGUGCAAGAGAGGACGAAUCUUGAGCGUUGAAGCUCCUGAAGUGAGUACAUUCAAACAAUUGUAAUUAAACCGCAUUGUCUUUGUCAAUUAGUAAACACGGGUCAACUCAGUUGUUGGGAUUGAUUGGGGGAAAAAUCCAGUUUAUUUCCUACGUGCCUAAAAGCAUCGCUGCAAUGAACAAGGGUUGUUGUGUAGCUGGUGUAGCGCACGUGCCCUGGUGAUCAUUUGAAUAAAAUCAUUUGCAAAGCUAUCUACUUUCUAAUGUAUUUAUUAUGUAAACAUCUUCUCUUGUGUGCAUUAAGAAUUUUGUUCAAAAAGAUGCCUGUUACUCACAAUGUUUCAAAUUGCAGGAAAUACCUGAACCAGAAAGGUCGUAGGUUUAACGGUUUCUGCGUGAAGCUAGUUCCGCUACACAACUAUCGCAACCAAGAUUUUAAGUUUUCCGUGAUCUAAACCUCACAAAGUAUUUUACCGAUAAAUGUUUUGUAAAUGUUUGUGUUAAUUUGCAAGCGUAAAAUCCUUGACUUUCUAUCCCAUCAAGUAUCUUGUCAAGGCACGGCUAAGAAAUUAAAAUCUGUUCACUUUGUGCAUAGUUUUGACAUUUUCCGCCCGUAGCAUCGCCAAUACAGCCGUCUUUCCUAGCCCCUCGCCGCUAGGAACGUUUCUUCAGGGGCACCCAACGUCAAUUUUCGGAAAAUGUCUGUUCGGAAGACGAUUUGAGACGUAGAAUUUUCGGAACAUUUGUUGUAAAAUUUCUUGCUUUCCUGCCUCUCCUAGGAUUUUCGAACAUCUAGAAAAUGGUACAAUUGCCCAUUUUUAACCGAUUUUUACACUAAAAAGGUCAACUAGAAUUUUCGGGAGCCUUUUUUUUUGGCUGAAAUUUUCGAAAAGGUAAGUUUUAAUCCCUAUAAUUUUCGGAUCACUAGACUUUCAGCUAGGAAAUCCGAACAGAUGAAAAAUUUUUAGCGAAUAAAAAUAUGCCUAUAUCUACCGUUUAAAUACUAAAAUACGUUUAACAAUGCUAUGUUUAAGCGGUUUUGAACUAUAUUCUCGUUGGGUGCCCCCGUUUCUUGGGAAGAGUCUGUCAGCCGCAAAAAGUCCCUAGCGGACUGAGUUGCCUGACUGUCAAACCAACUUAAUACACGGCGAGCUGUAUCUUCAGUAAUUACAGAGAGGAAAAGGAGAAUUGCCAAAAAAUAUAACAUUGACUACUGACAUUAAAAUCUUGACUAACGAACACAUCAUUGACGGGUUUGUUGUCUACUGCUAUUACACUGUUACACAACCUCGCCCGGGAACACAAUACUCCUCGCUAUAAAUUUUUUCCUGGAGCUGAUACAGAAAAUUUAAAAUCUAUGGCAAAUUACCAUAUUACCUGCCUAUUUUAGCUGUCAACCUUCUAAUAUUGCUGGUCUGUCUUUCUACAUUUUCGAAGACAAUAGGGCACUGGUGACAGAAGCAAACUUUUGAAUUUGUUUUCAAGUGCUUCAUAAAAAAUUUAUAGAGCGCAAAAACAAUUUCUACUUCAUGUUUAUGAACCAGCUCAGUCCUUAACUUUUAAUAACUUGAACCGAUCAGUAUUCUUGCUUCCAGGCCAUUAUAUUUUUCUAUGAAAUUUAUCCGUCGGUUGCCUGUAAUCGUCAAAAUGGUUUGUAAGAACUUAAACUCAUCAGGAAAGAAACGACAAACUGAUACGGAGUUUUUUUAAGAUUGAAAUGAGAAAAUCCGCUCUUACGCUAACGAAUUCACUGACAAAGUUUUUGGCGAGUUUCUUCAUUAAAAGUACAUCCAAUACUGGGUGUAACCUUUGAGAUCUACUGCAUCCUGUCCAGACUGUCAUAUAUCAAAUUUCGGCAGAUUUUUAUUUUCACUGGGCAUGGAGUAAGAGAGUUGAGAAGUCAGGGAUGACAGACGCUUGCUUGAAUAAUAUGAAGCUUACAUUUUGAAAUUACCCGUAAGCGAUCAGUUUCAUUAUUAUACACAACCUUGUUCCCAGGUUCUAUUAAUACAUUGUACUCAUUAUCUGUUUUCUUAUUGGCUAAGAGCCUACAGCUACAGUAAUUUUGGAAAUCAGCGUAACCUACAGAUAAGUUAGUUAUAGGUUGCGCACGCAAUGCAUGAUUUCCAACAACAAUAUUAAUUCAGGUUCCUUGCGAUGGUGUGUUGUCGUUAUUUUCUUCAAACCAACGUAUACUAAAACAAUUAUUAGAUUCGGUUUUUGUGAUAUCCUAAAUCAUCAAGGUCUCGGUAAGUGUUUUAAAUAAGCCUCGGCCUUCGGCCUGGCCGAUAACACUACCUCGACCUUGAUUAUUGUGGAUAUUACAAAAACAAUAAAAAAACAAUAAUUGUUUAAAAUUUACAGAAAUAUGAAAGGAAGAAAAAACAACAACAACAACGUGAAAACGUCACCAAAAAGGUUUUUCACAGGCUCUGGCGAAGGCAUUUAGGUCAAUUAGUAUAAAUGUUAAGCGCCAAGUCAGGGAGGACAUUGACAAAGGAAACCCUCCCUGAAUAGGAAGGAAGGACUGGACCUACCAGCAAUUUAUAAUUCUCUCUUGGGAAUUCGUAACUUUUCAUCGUCUCUUCAUAACGCUGAGGAAGUUCGAGUGAUACGCACGAAAUAUUCGUGUUGUUUUUUAAUUUUUGCUCUUAGUUUUGGAAUUUUCUAUACUAAACGAGAAUGAUUUUUCUAUCAGAAAUCCCUUGCGCCGUAAAUGAAACCCGCAUUUUUAUUGAGGUUCAGUUUCAAUCCAAGCACUCAGAACUUCCGGCUUUAUCGACCAUGUCGAGUGAAUUGUUUCUUGAAAGGAGCAAUAUGCCUCGACAAGAACCACGGAACCUGUUUGUUUCCCAGGGUUCUUGCAGGUUUUCAGGGACAACAUCAAUGUCAAUAUUUUGCAAUUUCUGCUAAUAACUUCCAUGUAUUCCAAAACGUCAUGGGGAAACCGCAAAUUCCGGUUGGAAUUUUAAAAUCAAAUUGUUAGCGCCAUUCUAUUUUAGACCCCAUCGGCGUUCAGGGGAUGCAGUUGUCUAGUUUACUUCCAGAAGUCUAUUCAGCUGAUUUGCCUACACUUUGUACAUGUUUGUAGUGGAAACUUUUCCUUUAAGGUCAUAUUUAAUUCUUAAAUGCUUAUGCAUGAGAUUUCCAACGGGAUGCCUUGUGUACGACACCUUUGGAAGAUUUCCCGAUUUGAUACGUCUUUUAAGGUGGUAGAUGGCAUUAUUAAUUUGAAAUUUGGAGAAAUUUUUGUGCUCGGUUCUGUCAAAUUUAAUACGGCUAGCUAGCCCGCUUGGCUGGCGGUUUUUUUUGUGAGUUUUUCCUUUUGUGGCUCGUUAAGUAAGAGAUACGGACGCGCGAAAGUUGAACAGUGGUUAAACUAGAAAACGAUGGGGGAGGGGGUGAGGGGCAGUGAGAAAAACCGCCGGUUUUUCUCUCUCCACCCUCGCCUCUCCCCCAUCGUUUUUCUAGUCGAACCUAGAAUGUUCACACGAUCACAGUCCCCUAUUUUUUCGUGAGAUCGUUGAGAUAUAGCGCGGAUUACCAGGGGAGGAUCCAGGAUUUUUUUUAGGAGGGGGUACACUCGUCUCUUGCUCUACUUCAACACCAAUAAACCACAUAGUUUCUUUUUGGUGGAAUACCAGUUGUAUUAGAAAACCGCAGGUCAUCUCAGGUGGGGGGGUGCGCACCCCCUGCACCCUCCCCCUAGAUCCGCCACUGCUUACCGUUAAUGACGACCAUCUUGAUUUUCAGAUGUACCGAGGGGCGUACGUCGGGGAUUAUAGCUCUAAGGGGACGGGGGCGAGAAAAAUAGAAAAAUGUUUUUCUCGCUUCCUCCCAAACAUGCAAGAUGGCAGCCCUUAACGCAAAGCCCUCGAUCUCGACGAUCUUACGGAAAAAUAGAGGACUGUGAACAGUCAACGGGGCCAUAGGCCCCGUUCAUACUGAGAUCGUUUAAAUGAGAUCGAUCUGAGAUCGAUCGAGGCUGCUUUUAAUACGAGCUCAAAACGAAGAAAAUCACACCAGAAAAACCACGAUGUGUAUCGGUGAAUUUGCAUGCUUUCUUUAAAAGUUUCAUUUAUCUACUUAAAAUAUUAAACCUUGGCUAACGAUGACUUGAAUGCCGGUCAUGGUUUUUAAUACGCUUAUUGAAGGCUAUCUAAAUAUACAAACGUCUUGACCCUUUUUUUAAACCCUCAAUCGCUAAACUUGACCUAAAAUUUAUCAAGUUGGACAGUUUGCUUGUCCUACCCACGGAAGAAAGGCAGCGCCGUAGCUAGUAUGAGGCCAACCGAGGCACUCGCCUCGGUAAAAUUUGACGAAUUUCGCCGAUCAUUUUUAUUUUACAUAAGCGAUCAUCGGAUAUUUUUAACGCAUCAUGAUAUUACAAAGAAUUCAGCAAUUCAGUCAAUAUACUAUGAAAAAAUUACCAUAUCAUCGAUCUCAAGGGGCUACGUACGUUAUGCAUCAGUCAAUUCCACCUGCGCCCAGCCCCCCCCGGCUGACCCCCGGGAAUUAGCAUUUUUUUUGCCUUGGAUGGCAAAUUCCCGGGGGUGGGGACUCUUGAGCUGGCAAAUCCCCCGGGGUGGGGACGAAAAAAGAGGGCAAAUGCCCCGUCCUUCGUCAACAGUGCAAUAUUUUUUAUUGAUCGCACAGUCCAAUAGUGCCAUUUUAAUGUGCGAUUUUUUGUUUCAAUUAACGUCUUCCUUUGUAAUAGCGCUAGGAUUAUAAUCAAGACUUCACACCGCGACAACAUGCACCAGUUUAUGGUUUUAGUAUUGAUAUAAAAGUACUGACAUUAAAAUUAACAGAGCGCUGUAAAGUUAUAUGUUAUGAAUAGUUUUAUAAAUAUGAAAGGGUGUUCUUCAAAUAAUAUCAACAGAAAGUUGAUUCAAUAACCAAAAAACGUUGAUUCACAUCGAUAGCUCCAAUUUCGCUAUGUAAUUCUGGCUUGAUAAGCAAUGAAGAAAUGCAUACAUACAUGUAAAAUCGUGAACAUGCCUUUACAACCCUCUACAAUAUAUUCCUGUCCUUGACAGAUGAGCCAAUCUGCUUUUUUUUCCAGUAAAACCUUCUGUGUAGUUAUAUUCUGAUAGGAAACCGCGCGCGUGUCAAAAGUUCGGGAAUGGCCCGGGGGUUGGCAAAUGCCCGGCCCCCCUGGGCGCAGGUGGAAUUGACUGAUGCAUUAACUCAAAUUUUUUUUGAACAAAUACUGAUCAAAACCAUUGGCGAGGUUAACGGUCACCCAGAUUAUGUAGCUUGUUUCUGAUUAUUGCUUUUUAAAAUCCACUUAAAUUAACUCGAAAAAAAGUUACCGAAAGGCCCAGAAAACGCUGCAAAUCGCAUUUCCGAGAGACUAAAGUUCAAAAUUUCUCGGGGGGGGGGGGCAUGCCCCCGAACCCCCCUAGCAACUCCCGCCUGCCUCGGUUGGCCGUUUGGUCUGGCUACGGCACUGAAAGGGAUGAACAAUUCAAACCGCGGUCUAUAUGGUGUAAGGACUUCGUUUAAAUGACAGGCUCUCUAAUUUUACAGUAAACAAGCUAAUGCUAAAACAAAAAUUCAAAAUCACGUAAUAAGUUAGCACUGGCAAAGUUGAUUCUUACCUGUUUAUACCUUGUUCGUUAAAAAAAGAGACGGUUUCUUAUUAAAACAAACGGUCCACAAUGGCGCGGAAGAUUUGUACAGGCCGCCAAAAAAUGGCGGGAAAAUUCAGCGCCUGCUUCAAAGAGCUGACGCUGGUCAGAAGUGGGGCUCAAGUCCGCCAUGUUUGUCAUGUUGCUCGAACACGCGGUUGAAAAAAGUUGUAAAUGACUCGUAAAAACAGGAACGUCUUGGACGAAGUAUGGUCCAAAAGGAAGCGAAAAUGUAAUAUGAGAAAUUUUUUAAAAAAUUGUUGUUAAUGUGCUUUUGCAUUUAGACUUGGUUUUGAAGUUUUCUGCGCGAAAACACAAAGCAGCUUCUACCUUGAAGUAUGAUUGAAGUUUGAAAUAGUCUUUUCUUUUUUCUUCAGGUUCGCGUUGUGGGACUUGCAGAACCUGGGAGCCCUACGAUCAUGCAUCGCUCGAUGGAACUUAGGGCUUUGGAACAGCAAAGAUUCAGGUGAAUGCUGAAAAAGUUGUUAUGUUGAUGUGAACACAAUACUGUGUGCGCGCAGCGGUAUGGAGUCCUUUGAGUAAGCUGAAAUGAUAAGUUUUGUUAUUUGUAUCGGUCAAGUCGAAGCUUCAACAUCUCCCCCUUCAUUUUAAUUUUUUUAUUUAUCAGCGUUCAAAUUUGCUGAAUUUGCCCCUCCCCGAGCCAGAAAGUCGUUCAAAAGCCCCAUCACAGAUCCAUGAUCAAACUCGUGCCCAGAUGCUGAAGGCGUAAGACAAUUCAAUUUUUUUGAUUGGGAACUCAAACUGUUUAGAUAGUGGUGUGAGUGUUUUCAGCUGCCCACGUUAUGUAUGGCAUGUACCAUUCAUUCUUUACAAGGUCUCAAGUUUUGUUCUAAAAAACCUGUUUGCUAAGCAGUUUAUUCCAUCUUACUAUGGACUGCAAAACCUUUUUUAUGUUAGGCCAUCCCCUUUUUUUUCGCUCAGCGUCAAAUGCGUUUCCUGAUGUGGGGUCGGUCGGUCGGAUUGAAAAAAAAAAUUCUAAAAAAAAAAUCACAAGAAGUCUCGGAAUAAAAGCCCGUGGUACCCCAGGAAGACGUUAAAAGUUAACAUUCACUUACAGCUGUAUUUGGAUGAACAAAAUGCACAAUAUACUGUAAAAAGUGUUCCUGUUUUUGUUCCUGUUUUUCUCUAUGCUGUUACUAAACUCAUUUUUCAGAUUAAAAGAAUUAUUUCGCGAGAAAAAUGGUUUAACUAGGUCGUUACUUAUUUUUUUUUUGAAAAUGCCGAAAAUUUGGGUCGGUCAGAUGACACUAAAUGGAGAAAAAAAAGACGAUGGCCUUACAGUCAAACUCUGUUAUGGACAAAAGUGUCUGUAUUAAUGGAGUGUCCAUAUUAAGUGGAUCAUGUUAUUUAAGUCAAAAAACACCUUUUUUUGAACAAUACUAAAGUAAAAACAGGAAAUUUAAUAAACAGCAUAUUUGUCAAAUUACACAUUUCUAACCUUCACAAAGCCAUCAUUCCGUGGCUUAAAUCCAGGGAAACACUCAAAAAUUGCUCAUUUAUAUAUAACUGAAUUAAAACUGUUCUCUGCGUAAUGGUUAUGCCGAAAUUAGUCUGAAAUUGAAGUCUACAAAUCAUUCUAUCUGGUGUACUGUAGUGUUGCGAACACUGACAGGCUGUCAACUGAAGGUUUUUUUACCUUCAAAAAGGAAAGAUCUAUUGUACAACACACUUAAUGAAGUGUCCGCAUUAGCGUGGUUAGCUUUCUUUGAGAAUUUUGAUCAGACAAGAAAAUAAGUCUGUUGUCCGCUUUAACAAGUGUCCGUAUAAAACAGGUUGAUUUGGGAGAAAAUGUAAGGGCAUCCCCAGGAACAAACAAAACUGUCUGUAAUAACUUGCCUAGUCUCUGUGCGGCAUUUUCCCAGUCCCUAUCGGUCAAGCGGGAAACUCCCAGACAAAAACAGAAUGCGCAUGUGUGCGUUGCUUUUUGAAAUUCAAAGAUUGUAAAAACUAACGUUUAGUGUAACAGGAGAUUUUGGUUUUUUUAACAACCCUCAUGGAUAUUUGCAGGAUCAACUUUUGCUGACGGGCUUUAUUUUAUUCAUAGUCCUAUGAAGAUUGACACUGCUCCUUCAAUCUCAUCAUUCCAACUGAGCUAUCAGAGUUUGCUGCUCGCAAAUUUUCAAAGUAAAAACAAUAUUGACCCUCUGUGUAACUUAGACCUCAAAUCUUGAAUAAUUAGAAAAACAAUACUUUAAAAUAAAAUUCAUUAGCUGCAUAUCAAAAAGUGCCCAUAAACUGAAUCUAAAAGUAAAAAUCCUAUAAAAUUUGCGUACAUUCACAGAAGUGAUGCGCGUAUUAAUGUGAGAAUCAUGCAUGCACUGUCUCAGGAUCGUGUUUUGAGCUAAUGUUAAUCAAUGAAAGAACACACAACAAUAGACAGAGAAAUUAUUUAACGAAAAAUUUUUAUUCAAAGGCCCAUAAAUUAAUCCUUAAAAGCAAUUCGCGUAACACAAAUUUGGCAUUAGCAUUCUUUUGAAGUUUCCUUUCCCAUCUGUGUGUUUUAGCGGUGUAUUUUUAACCUUGAAAUGCAAGACACUUGUCUUGUUUACCAUCGCCAUUGAGCUGUCUCACUUUUGUCUCACUUUUGAGGAGUUUUGUCUAGGCCUCACGUUUUUGCUUGGACCACGUAACCCAAAACGCUUUGGCCACACAAAUGAGGUCUAGGGACUAGGCAAUGUAAUAAUGAGGUGUGCACAUUAAGCGGGUGUCCAUUAAAGUGGGGUUUGACCGUAUCUCAAAAAGGACUUUUCAAACCUUUUUCCCCAUUUUAAGACAAAGGCUUAGCCAGAAAGCCAAAAGUAAAACCUGUUGGUCACUUAAUCCUCGGGCAGACUCCUGGACCACUGUGCCUGGCCCAUCAGCAUAUAUACACAUAGCACUGUGCCAUGUCAGCAUUAUAUGUAAGAAUAUUGUCAGUAUUUAAAACUUUUUGCCAUGGAAAUUCUGCCAGUAAAGUUAUCCUUGACCUGUUGGAGGUGGCUGGUUGUAUGCGAAGUAAGCUGUUAUUUUAAAGUCAGUGAUCUCUUUUUGUCUCUUAACAGUGAUGAUGACUUAGCUGGAAGCAAGGAAACAAUUAGGUAAUUUGUGUAAAUAUUCUGUCAGCUAUGGACACUGUAGGAUAUGUAAUAAUUUUCUGACAUUUAUAUAUGCUGUUUAUUUUUACUCUUUCCCUUAUUAGUGAUGAUAUAUUUUGGUUUUCUUUCUUAAACAAUUUGCAGACUGAAGCAGAUGUAGAGCUAAUGCCAAUAAAUACUUAAAUCUGGACACUCAAUAAAUUGAGAGUUUCCAUUUGGAUUCAUCUUUGUCAGAGUUUCGUAGAUUUCAAAAUGAUAGCCCCAGAGAAGCUUCAAUAUAUUGUGCAUUUUUCAAGUUAAGUUUGAUUUACGGUAGUGAAAAAAAUAUUUUGUUUUCCAUUUCUGUCAACAGAAAAGUUGUGAACAUGUGGAAAGGCUCAAACCCUGACCGUAAUGCCAAUAAAACAACAGCAGAUGUAGUCCUAGCUUUGAAGCAGUAUAAGCAGAUCACUCAGCAGCCUCAAAACAGUGCUUCAACCAGAGCACGGUACGAUGCUUUUUCAAAUAAAUUUAUGGAAAAAUUUCCUCUCUAUUUUAGGUUUUGGGCUAAGUUUGCCACUUUAAUUGGUUUAUCUAAAGGGGUCAUUGUUUACUUAACAAUAUUAUUCUUUAAUUUGUUUUUAGUUUUCGCCAUGCUGCAUUGCGUAGUGUAACGCGAAAGAAGCAGGGAAACUUCACAGUACGCCAAGAACCAGACAAAGAUCAAGAUCAGCAGCAAUUGAAUCUUCUUUCCAUGUCUUUCUAUGGAUCAAAGCUUCUAACAGGAGGUAAUGUAUUACAAUUAUGUUGGAUACAAGUAUUUUCCUGCUUCAAGGGAGAAAUAGUUACCUGUAGAUCUAACCCUCAUGUUUAAUUCAUUCACUCAUUUCUGGACAGAAAGUGGGAAAUUUUGUUAAAAAACUCCUUUUAAAGCUAGCGGAAGUCAGGCUGUUUCAGCCAAAUCGAACCAACCUAAACUACCCAAAUUGCUGUUUAUAAGUCAAGCACUUGGUUACAUUCUGUUCCUGAUUCUAAAAAUCAACUUUGGAAGUUAAGGGAUGUGCAGAAAGCAAAAAAUGUGGUAGUCCCUUUUAUUGGGAGCACAUUAUAAUAUUAUUUUAAUUGGAUGCAUGUUCCCCUACUAAAAACCAUAGGAAGAAAAGAAGUAUCUUAGGUUCUGACUCCAAUUGAUUUUAUUGAGUUUUUACCCCAACAGAUGAAAAAUGUUUCAACUUCAGUGCAUCUUCAUAUUCAGUUGUGAAAAGUGCCAAGAAAUUAACAGUGGAAGUUCAACUCAGUCAAAGGAUGCCCAGGUUUGCAUGUCAUUCUUGAGUUAGUAAUAACUUAAAGUCAAGAAACCUUGGAAGUAUGAAAUGCGACAGUUUUGUCAUCCAUAGUUUAUUUUCUUUAUGCUGUUUACUCAGAUUGCUUUAAAGUGUCAAACAGUUCCACUCUUUUUGCCUGGUCUAUAAAUUAUUUUUGUUUUGAUGUGGAACUAACAGACUUAACUUCGUUUUACAGGUCACUGGCUGUUUCAUGCCUGGUCUAACUAUUUUGUUUUUAAGUGGAACUAACAGACUUAACUUCAUUUUACAGGUCACCCGCUGUUUCACGUAAAAAACUGUCAUUACCAGCUCCAUAUGACCCAAGAACACCAAUCACUCAAGAAAAUAAGAAUCAACUUUCUAUACCGGUUUGUAGAUGUUUGAAUUAUUUGUAAUAUAAUUACAUGUACAGUGUGAAAUGUUAUGUCUGUAUGGCUUGUUGAUUACAUUAUGUUUUAGUCUCUUCAGUGACUAAGAAUUGUAUGUAGAACAGUGUGAGUGAUGAUUUUGCUUAGAAAUUCAAAUUCCAAUUACUUCAAAGGCCCAGUUCAGACGCCGUACUUCACAUGAACUUAGUUCAUUGAAUCCAAUUGGGCUUAUGUGAAGUAGGGAAUCUGAAGUGGGCCUAAGCUCUAAUUUGGCUCAUUGACUAGUUUCAAUGUUAAGCUCUGUAAGAGUGUAUGUACUUCGAAUAAUCUGAACAUAAUUUAAAUUAAUUUGAAAAAAAACUCAUCUCUUUCUUCACCAGGGUCCAUCACUGCUCUAUUUAGUUCCAAUAUUUUAUGUCAAACUCAAUAAAUUUCUAUUCAUAUAAAGUACAAUAAUUAAUGUUUUGAAGGAAAGUAAUGGUGGGCCCUUAUCAACUCCUAAACUUGGAAGGAUGAUACCAUCAAGGGACAGUGCUUACAACACAGGAGAUACAGCCUCUCAAGCAACUCUUAACAGUGAUACCAUGGGCAGUGACUCAGCACAAGCUUCCAGUAUUGACUUUUCUGUUGAUUAUGAGACUCGUGAUGGCUCUGCAAGAAAUGGAAAGGACUAUAACAGUUUAAAAGGCACACUGGUGAGUAAUCAUAGCGAAAGUAUAUUUUCCCCUGUUUCAAGACCUUUUGAAAGUUAAAGAGUUCAUUUGUCAAAUAAUAUGAUUUAAGUAUGUGUACUAAUAUUUGUACAGUACAAGUAGGUAUUUCAAGAGGAAAUAUGGAAUGAGAGAUAAAAUAAAAAAAUUAAUAACAACAACAAAAUUGAUCAUGUCGUAAAGACUAUCUUCUUUGAGUUCAUUUAAACUUUAUUGUUUAGAAGUUAAAACAGUCACAUCUAGAAAUUAUUAUUAUUAUUAUUAUUUUUAUUAGUUGCUUUAUUUUGCAGACAUUUAAACCAGGAGAUACUAAAAAGGCAUUGACAAUAACUCUAAUUCACCAUGAAGGAUACACACAGGAGAAAGACUUUUAUGUGUUGUUGAAGAAUCCAGUGGGAAAAGCAGAACUAGGAGAACCUAACCUGGCCAGGAUCACAAUAAUUGAUGAUGACGGUAAUGAUCUUUAUCUCUGUGAAAAGUACAUCGUGACAGGGCUGCAAAUAACGGUUGGUCGUUGGACAUUGACCGACCAAAAUUUGCUAAUGUCUGUUGUGGUUGAGCCCAAAGGACAACUUUUGGAGUUAUCUUAAUCAUCUAUGUGAGAUUGUAGUCAUCUGGAACAACCAGAUGAUUGCGAAUAUGGAUCCCUGAGUUAGUUUUGAUAAAUAUAAGCAUACAGUCAGCUUUAGCUGUCACAUACUUAAAAUGGUGAGACCAGGUCAAGUCCUUCUUGACAUAAACACCAAGAUAUGAACUGGUGUAUUACGUUAUGGCUGUCUACAGUAUUAUUAUAUUAAGGCUAAACCCUUCUUGGUUGUGUUUUGUUUUGUAGAACCUGGGGAAUUUUCAUUUGAACAAGCAUGCUAUUUUGCUAACGUGGUAUCUGGAGAUGUAACAUGUAGUAUCAUUAGAAAGAAAGGCUGUGAUGGAACUGUUACAUUGACCUACAACACAAUGUGGGUUUGAGUAUACUUCUUAUUAUUUAAAUAAUUUUCUACAUGUUAUUCAACCCUUUUAUUAAACUAAUGCAUUUUUGGUUUUUAGGAACGGUACUGGCUCAGGUGGUUCUGCAGAUGACUUGAAUGACAAAAAGUGUGACUUUGAGCAUGCAGUGGAGGGGAAGUUAGUCUUCCAACAUGGAGAGACGUCAAAAGAGCUUAUCAUAAGAGUCAACCCUGAUUGUCAGGUAGGAUGUGUCUACAAUGUACAUUUAGAUCAGCCUUUGUAGUUUAAUACCAUCAGGCGACAUGUUACAACUCACUUUGACUCUGAAGGUGACUACUACAAAGGUUGUUGAAACGUGAGUUACUGUCAACCACAGUCUUUAAUUCAGGACUAUUUUCACCCAGUUGAUCAUGCUCCACCAACUUAUGAUUGAUUUACCUGACAAAAUUUUUCCACUUCACAUUGCAAUAGCUGCUAUAGUACUGACAUUGAUAUAAGAGCUCGAUAUCUUAGUGAACUCUAUUAGGGUUCAAUAGUUUGCUUUUUUAUUAUCUGACCAGUGAAUACCUCAUGUAAACUAUUUAAGAAUCCCAGCUCUUUGCAAGGCUAUUUUAGGGAUCAGUCUGUAUUGUAUUAAUGUCAGCAAUGCAUGGUUUUAUAUUUUUAUUGUAUUGUACUCUAAUUUUUAGAUCAUGAUAACAAUAAAUUGCCAAUGUCACUCUACAGUGUUGCUUUUUUUUUGUUUUUUUUUUUAGCAAGUUGGUUUUCUCACUUAAUAAAAAUUAUGCUCUUUCACUGAUUCGUUCAUUCACUCAUUGUGAGAAGUCUUAUUUGUAUAAUAAAUUGUGAAAUAUAAUUUUCUAAGUUCCUUCUGUUUUUCCCUCCACUUUUACAUUAUUGAGCGAGUUAUUUCUACAGAUUCCAAUCCAUAUUCAUUUUUUCAAUAUUUCAGAAUAAAAACUUCAUUGUAUUGUUGAGUAAUCUGAGUCCAGGAGCCAAACUUGGGAAAAAAAGUGCUGCAGUUGUUAACAUAACCAAUGGUAAGCUUGUUGAAAAAGAUUCCCAGGCAGCCUGCAUUCCCUCAUGGGCAACAUCAUUAUUUACCUCUCACAGGAAAGAGGGCAUGGUACAUUUUUUUAUCAGUUAACUUGUGUAAGAGCCAGAAUCUUGAUCUCUUUUGGAUUGGAUCGGACCUGACACAAUAGACAUAUGAAUAGAUUUACAGUUGGCGCUGCAGUUGCUUGUUGUGCCUCAUGGAAAUCUGACUCCUGUUAUCUAAUAUGUACAUUAAAUGGCUUAAAUUCUAGUGCAUUUCACACAAUGUCUUGACUGAACACCUAUUGGCUUAAUAUACCAUAACAAGACAAUCAAACAUAAGUUUCUUUAAUUUGGAGGGCCAUCGGUGACUCGCAAUGUAAAUAAUGCAUCAGUGUUUCUUUUUCCCCUUCUUUAUAAUUAAAGUAAAGGAGGAGGUAAAUGCAGGUUACCUUUGGGUGGAGCCUUUCCACACGUCUAUCCCUGAGUAACUGCUGGUAGAAACAGUGUCAUCAACAACAAAAUUAUCAGGAUUGUUACAUAUUAUAAUAGAGAGGAGAAGUCAUCACGUCACGUUGCCAUGGUAGCAAAAUUUCCGGAUGACAACAAACCAAAAACAUCACUUAAAAAGUGAACUUGCCCUGUUUCGAACUCCAUUGAUCUUAUUCAAUUUCAUUUAAUUUGUAAAAUCUUGGCGAAGUUGUCACAGGUUGAAUCCCAAAGGACCAUAUAGAAAAAGAAAAUUUUUGUGCUGUGUUCACCAACUCUGUAAAGCGUGCGCAUGAAAUUAGGAAGUUUGUCGCAGACUUGCAACGGCAGCAAAGAAAUAUACAGAAAAGCGUGAUACACGUGCAAAUUUGUUGCUUUGCUAAUAUAAACUGAUUGCUUUUUUGCCGUUCUUGUUGCUGUCGUCGUCGUUGUUGCUUAAGCUCCCUAUUGUUGUGAUCCAGACAUGUUGCUACCAUGGUAACAUGCUGUCACAAUUCUCCUCUCUGUUUUUAAAUGAUGGUUGAUUUAACUUCCAAGAUUGGCCCCAAAUCCUUUAUGUAAAAUAUUGUUGUUUCAGAUGUGGAUAAUAUUGUUGAGAGAGUAGCAAAUAUAAUGACAGCAGAAGAUGAGCACAGCUUGACGAAGAGUUGGCGAUCACAAUUUGAAGAGUAUGUUGAAAGCUCUGUUAAGGGUCCAUUAAUAUUAAGUGCUGCUCCAAUGCAACUGUUUGUUUCAGUGGAAACUGAGUAAAUAUGGUGAUCUGGUCUUGCUUAAAAUGUUCUGUAUUACAUUUAUUUAGAAUGCAAAAUCUGUGAGAAAUUGUCUUUGAAGCUGAGGACAGGGAGGAAGGAAGGGGUCUAAAGCUUCAAAAAGCUGAUGUUGUUAUUAAGGAAAUUGCUCCAAAUAAAACAAUGAACACUAACAGUUUGUUCCUUCCUCAUGGGGAUGUAUUUCUCUUGUUAGUCAGGAAACAUUUUGCACAUGAAUGAGCAAAAUGUGCAAUCAUGUACUUGAACUGAUUCAUAAUUCAGUUUUUGGAGAAUUGGUAAAAGUGAAGAGGAGCUCCCCUAAAAUUAUGUUGGCCAACUGUCAGUAAACGUUCUGCCAACAGUGGUAAAUAAGGAAGUUUUAAGUCUUAAUAAACCUUGAAUACUUCAAGAUCGCUCAUCUUGGGUACGUAAAAUUAAAAAGUCACACCUGUACUUACCUGCCUACCCUUUUUCUCACAGUAAAGUUGACAUGUGUUUUAUUCGUCGAAAGUAAUAAUUAUUGUUUUGUCCUUUGUCUCUCAUUGACCUGACCUUUUUCUCAGGUCUAUCAUGUUCUUUCCCAGCCCUCUUUUUGUUACUCUCUUCAUCUCCCCUCUGCAUGGCUGCAUUGCAGUUAGAGUGGAAUUUAUUCUCAGUUUUUGACUGCAUGUUUAUUAUUGUGAAAAGGGCAAUAGUUAUUCAAGGAGAAGAGGAUGAAGAUGGAAAACAAGAGCCACUUAGUGCCAUGGACUUUUCGCUUCAUUUUCUGACAUUCUUUUGGAAAGUUCUUUUUGCCUUUGUUCCUCCAAGGUAACCUAAAAUAUUACAAUUGUGGUUCCUCUAUCAUUAUAUAACUAACAGGUGAUCUUGACAAAAAGAAUUGUUGGUCCCCUCUGAAUUUUGAAAAGCAACUUUCAAGCAGCUCUUCUCCAAGAUGAAUCUUGAAAAUGUGUCUUAAGAAAUUUCUCCCCUUUUUCUCAAGUCAUUCUUGACUCUUUCUCCCUUGUACUGCUAUGCACAUGAUCAGACUUCAAGAUGCAUCACCCUACAUGUAUGUUACUUUCAUCAUUUUCAUACUUUAAAAAACCAAAAAGUGGACUUUAUUAAUGUUAAGAAAAUGCUACAUCAAUCUUUUUAUCCAAGUGCUGGUAUAAUACUUUUUAUAACAGCCAUGAAUGGUUUUCCUUUUUCACAGAAACUUUCUUGGGGGAUGGCCAGCCUUCAUCAUUUCCUUGUUGUUCAUAGCAGGUCUUACUGCUUUAGUGGAACAGGUACACAUAGACUGUAUUAUCUUGUGGAAAAAAGAUAUUUCUUCAUGCAUGUUGUAAAAAAUAAAUGUAUCCAUUAACUUUGGGCACUUUGUUCAUGAGCUAGCAAGUCUUGCAUUUUAUUUUUCAGCUUGGAAAGCUUCUUGGUUGUGUAGUAGGGCUCAAGAACAGCGUUACUGGGAUCACAAUAAUUGCAAUUGGAACCAGCUUACCAGAUACCUUUGCCAGUCGCAGUGCUGCUUUACAUGAUAUCGGAGCAGAUGCUUCUAUUGGCAACAUCACAGGUCAGUCCAUCAAUUUGCUGGGAAACCCAUCAAUGAAGGCUUGUAGUGUAUUUAGUGGUGUGCCUUUCAUCAGUUUAGUAGACUUGAAACUAAAUGAAAACUUGAUGCUUAAUACAACCUUGCUAAGGAAUCGUAAAAAUGCUGACAUAACAAUCUGACAAACUGAUCUUUCACAUCCAUAAUUAUCUUGAUUACUGCUGCCAUGUGAAAAUCUUCAAUCAUUUGUUUAUUACAAACAAAACAGGUUGUUAAACAGGUUGUGUCAUCAGUAUGUGUCAAUGUCAAUAAAAUCCUUCCUUUGUAUAAUGGCCUCACUCAAGCAAGGGAAGUCUUAACUCUUAAAAGACGGUCACCUGAAAGCAGUGUCAGGUGUGGUGGGCACGUUUUGAUUGUUUUGAACAGAAUGACAAUAAUUUGUGUCUAUUUACACAUGUUUAUUUCGUUGCUCUCAGCUAGAUGAAAAAUGCAAAACUAAUGUCUUCCUCGUCUUUUAAUAUAUGUAACAAUCACCCCUAAGAUGGCAUUAGUAAGUAGAGGCUAAUAAUAAUAAUUGUAAACAAUUAUUGUUUACAGCGAUUUACUGACAACUUUUUGGGGUUCUAGCAAUUUGCCUCUAAACAAAGGGGAGCCAAUUUUUUUUAUCAACUUAGGUUUGACUGUAACCCAAUUAUGUUUUCUUUCCUGAGAGGUAAUUAUGUCCUAUUUCACAGGGAGUAACAGUGUGAAUGUGUUUCUUGGUCUUGGAUUGCCAUGGGUUAUAUCCACUUGUUAUCAUGCAGUGAAGAAAACCAAGUAUAUUGUGUACAGUGGAAACCUAACCUUCUCUGUCGUGAUAUUCUCAUCGUUUGGACUUGUCUGUAUUUUGACCCUUGUCAUAAGAAGAUGGGUAAGUUCUCUUGCCAAAAAAUGGUUCAUACGUCCCAUUCUUUUUGUAAACAUUUCUUGUUUAAAACUGAAAGGUUUGAACCCAGGAGUCAUUUCAUAAGUAGGUUGAGUAUGAUCGUCUGCGUGAAUGUAGUCCUGAAUAGGACUGUUGUUGUUGAGAGUGUCCAGUCAUUCUCUGGAGAAGUGAUAAUUUGAGUAACAAUAAACAACUGUUUAACUUUGACAAUAGAUGGAUCAAAACACAGCAAUGAUAUUACGAGUCUUCAUAGCCAAUAACAUCACAGCCUAACUGAUAGACGACCAAUAAAAUCACGACUUAAUUGACCAGUCAGGUCAAUAACCAGAGUUUGAUACCAUCAACUGACGUGAUACAACUCACUUUGACUCUGAAGAUGACUACUGCACAGGUUGUUGAAAUGUCAGUCAACAACAAAAGUCCUAUUCAGGACUACGUUCACCUAGACAAUCAUACGCAAUGUACUUAUUUCUUGUUUAGUGAGGUGAACUUGUUAAGUGAACCUUUAUCUUGUUUUAACUAUUGGUGUAAACAACUACAUGGAUGGUAAAGCUUUCAGAAAAAUGUUAGCAAAUUAUUAAGUUUGUACUUACUUUAGUGUAGCAUUUCCCCUAGAGCAGUUCCCAUGUUUUUAUUCCAUUAAUUACCAUUAAUUAAUUAAGCUCCUUUUCCUUUUCCCUGCUGUAAAUUCGUUCUAUUUAUUAUUAUUUAUAAAAUAAACUCAGUCAUCUGAUUGUGGUCAUUCAUUAAUAACAGAUUUUUUCUACAGGUUACUGAUUUAAUGAUAAGUAUUAUAAUUUCUUAGGUAAUCAAAGGAGAACUUGGUGGCUCAGCAACAUCAAAGUGCUUAACAGGCUUAUUCUUGGUGUUCCUGUGGUGUAGUAACAUUGUGCUGUCCUCACUUAUGGCUUAUGGAAUGUUGCCAGUGACAUUUUGACACUAUCGCAUAUGAGUAUGCUGCCCCAGGUCUAAGCUCGAUUACCAGCUGGUGUUUGGGAAAUGAGCCUACACUCCUCCCUUGACACGAUCAACCAUCCCAUGCAUCCAGCUGUCUCUUCUUGGGAAGGACCAAGAGAGCAGUGGAAACUGAGCCUAGCUCACAUCACAAGGCUAAAAAGGUUUAGAGAAAUUAGUUGUGUAAUUUCUUUAAACCUUUUAAGCCUUGUAAAAUAAUAGUAUUUUAAUCUCCACCGAAUAUUAUGGACAUCAUUGGUUAUUUAUUCUGAAAAAAUGUUUAAAUUGAAAAUCAUGAUGUUUUCCAGUCUUCCCAUUCCCAUGAUGCAGCCUCUUUCCUGAUUGCUGAUUGUAUAAGAAGGUAGUUUUAAAAAAAUGUUUGUCUACCAGGCGUUGAUGUUUUAGUGCAAUCAAAGUCAUGAAGUGGAUUACCACAAAUGACCUAAUAAAUGCCCACUUCCAAAUAUUAACGCCUCUUAUAAUGACCCCUGUCUAAUAGAAAGCCCCUUGAAAAUUUCCCCAAAAUACUAGGAAAUGGCAAAAAAGAGUAAAGUCAAUCAAUUUAUUCAUUUCAUUGCUUGAUAAAUAACAGUUUGUGUAUUUUUAGUUCAAAGUAAGAAUAGCGCUCUUUGAUCCUCUGAUAUACACCAAUUUUAAUUGGUGUAAAUUUAUGCAAUAGCAUUUAAAAAUACAUAAUUUACUAUACAGUAAUCUACUUUUUAAAAUGCUUAAGCAAUGAAAACGAGUGUCAAACUAUGGUGUGGAAAUAUUCGCAAUAGGUGGACUGAAUUUUUGCCGAAAACAUGCUGUAUAAGUUUUGUUCAGCUGUUUUGAUGAGUUAAAAUUAUGCAAGUAAACCCCUCUCUCAAAUAAAUGCCUCCUAUCUUUUAAAUGCCCUUGCUUAGACCCCUAAAAUUAAAUAGACACCCCAGGUGUUUAUUAGGUCAUUUACGGUAUUACCGUAAGACAAACUAGUGUUAGUCGAGCUACCUUUUCAAGAUCAGAUGAAGGUUUUGGUUCAACACUGUCUUACCAUCUGCGUAGUGUGUGUAGCUGUGAUAUGUUAAUACUUUAGUAAAGAGGACCUGAAUGCUGUUUAUGGCAAGAACUUUAUUUGAAAGGCUGUUUAGGGCUUUAAGGUGGAAACCAAAAAUAAAAUAAUGUUAUGUUAAAUAAGAAUUUGCAGUUUUGGUGUGGUUUAGAGUAAAUAAAUGUCACUGUAAAUAUUAUUGAGCUAUAACAAAACAGCUGAAUCAUAUGUUACCAUUUUGAAUUCUUUUUGAGUUUAAAAGUUCAGAAAGAGGUUACCCGGUGAAAUUCUAGAGGAAAAAUGGAACGUUUUUUUAUGAUUGUACAGUUAUAGAGAAACAUUUUUGUUGUGAUGUCUUUUAACUUACAUUUUUUUAAAAUAUAUUAAAUAUUUUAUAUGGGGUAUUUGAGGCAAAUCUGAAUCAUUGAUUCUUGUUGCCUUCAGGGGAGGUCCUCUUCGCACAGGCACAAAAUGCAGUGUGUGUGUUUCUGACUUACAAUAUAUUCUGAGAUGCACUUGGACAGUGCCCC
This is a messenger RNA of Porites lobata, 24231 nucleotides long. The record is from the annotation of a GenBank genome assembly. Lineage: Eukaryota; Metazoa; Cnidaria; Anthozoa; Scleractinia; Poritidae.